GUAGUUCACUUUCAGCGCUUACUGCACGAUCGUAUAGGUCAAUCCAAGAAGUAUUAGUUUCUUUUGUAAACAAAAAAUAUUUUUGUUUUUUCAUCAUAUUUAGUUUUGUUAAUGUAAAACUUCCUCACUAUUUUAAUAGUACUAAGUACAUGCUUUUUUCUUAAACAAACUUCUUAAGCUUUAACAAUUUUUUAAAUAUUUUAAAAAUGGGUCCGUCUCCCGCAAGAGGUCCGGAAGUUGAUGAGAAUUUAUCAAAAUCUGUGGAGUCCUUUCAAGGGGCCAUAAGAGGAAGGGGUAUAGCAAAUUUUACAGUUCCUUCUAAAAAUUGUCUUUGUGAAAGACGGUACAAGAACAUCAUUUGCUUAAACUGUGGUCAUUUGAUGUUUGGCAGAGUUCGCUAUCAGUGUCCAAAACACAAAAUGAUAACUUUCCUCAUUGACAUAACAAAUUGUCCAAAAUGCAAAUGUUUUGAAUUCAUGCUCAAUGAGUUCGAAGUUGGAAACGAAGAAAAGUAAAGUUGCAAUUCUAAAUUUUUUAUUAAUACUUUACAAAAUUAUACUUAAAUAAUGCUGGUACUUGUAGUAAGAUAUGUGCUUACUAAUAAUAAAAAAAGUGUCAUAUUAUUUACAUAAUAUGCUAAGCUUUAUUGCUAUAAGUUUUUUGUAAUGAAAAUAUCUCUUGUAAUAUGUAUAAAAUACAUGACCGAAUUUUGUUUAUUUAACUCAUGUAAGAGAUACUGCAUUAAAAUAUUUCACAAAAUAAAGUAACUUUGACUCGUUAUUGAAA
Trichogramma pretiosum is the source of this 786-nucleotide messenger RNA. RefSeq lists its product as uncharacterized. The transcript has 3 exons. The record is from RefSeq and is a predicted model, not a curated record. The coding region runs from base 207 to 515 and encodes 102 amino acids. NCBI's taxonomy places the organism in Eukaryota, Metazoa, Arthropoda, Insecta, Hymenoptera, Trichogrammatidae.